AUGCACACACAGAACACACACAACACACACAUCGGGACCACCAUAACCACCGCUCCACCACCACCGGAGAAUCCACACCAAUCGCCAACCGAGCCUCUCCACUGCCGGCUUCCGGCUUCUCAGGCGGCAGCCGCUUCAGCACCGCCGGUCAGUUGCAGAUUAUGGCAGCGGCGGUCCGUAGCAGAAUAUAAUCACAGAGUCGGCACCGACAUCCGCCACCGAUUUCCGCGGCUCCAAACCCACCGCAGCCACUGCCGCGCCUUCAUUCCACUACCUGACCUCCGCGGACAAGCUACUCCGGCUGUUCAAGGGAAGUUUGCGGCCAAGAUGCUUCCCCGCGUGAUGAUGUCCGGCUGCCUCUGCGUAAUCUCCGUCGUGUUGGGGCUUGGCUUGCUGCUCGUAAUCCUAGAGCUCACCGUCUUCAAGAUGUAUUCUAGAACUUCCCUCUCCUUCUUCACCUUUAGCAAUUUCCACUAUAUGUUUUCCCCUGCUCUCCUCAGCAUUAUGUACACCCUCUUGAGAUUUAGCCACAGAAUCAUCUGA
Striga asiatica is the source of this 543-nucleotide messenger RNA. NCBI's taxonomy places the organism in Eukaryota, Viridiplantae, Streptophyta, Magnoliopsida, Lamiales, Orobanchaceae. The record is from the annotation of a GenBank genome assembly.